Molecule: messenger RNA, 1031 nt
Organism: Suillus discolor
Lineage: Eukaryota; Fungi; Basidiomycota; Agaricomycetes; Boletales; Suillaceae
Product: cyclophilin-like domain-containing protein
Exons: 8
Coding region: 47-970 (307 amino acids)
Biological process (GO): protein peptidyl-prolyl isomerization
Cellular component (GO): intracellular membrane-bounded organelle
Molecular function (GO): peptidyl-prolyl cis-trans isomerase activity
Source: RefSeq, a predicted model, not a curated record
ACCUCGCUUUCCUUCCCAUUCAUUCUGGACUCAGUUGGAUUCAUACAUGCUGCCUCGGGUUUUCUUCGACUUUGCAAUAGGCACUGAGCCUGCAGGGCGAGUUAUUUUCGAGCUCUACAACGAUACAGCACCAAAGACAGCUGAAAACUUUCGAGCACUAUGUACGGGAGAGAAAGGCCUUUCUGCUGUCUCCGAACGGCCUCUGUACUACAAGAAUAGCAUCAUUCACCGUUCAAUUCGUGAUUUUAUGAUUCAGGGUGGAGACUUUACGAAACGAAACGGCGCCGGGGGAGAAUCCAUCUACGGCAGUGCUUUCCCUGAUGAAGACUUGACGCGACCUUUGGAUUCAGAAGGCCUCCUUUGCAUGGCCAACAAGGGGCCUAACACCAAUGGAUCACAAUUCUUCGUUACCCUGAGAGAUUGUCCACAUUUAAAUGGCAAGCAUGUCGUAUUUGGCCGGGUCAUUCGCGGAUACGACGAGGUCAUUAAGAAUCUUGCUGUGGUUCCUGUAGAUGAGAAGGAUAGACCUCAGCACCCUAUCGUUAUCGUCAACUGCGGUGAACUUGAACUCAAGAGGAAGGUUGAGGCGUCUCAAGAAUCAAAUGCAGAAAUUCCUAGUCGAAGGGGCCACAGCAGUCGCUCGCGCUCACGAAGUUCAGAUCGUGAUCGUAGCACUCAAAAGAAGAAGAAAUCCAAGCGCCGAAAACAUGAAAGAAAAGCGGAUGCCAAAUCGGAUGAUGAGGGCCGCAAGAAUGAUGACGAGAAGGCUCCUAGGCAAGAAACCGAAGAGGAGUAUGAUGCCAGACUUGAGAGAGAGGAGCAGGAGCGGUUAGAAGAGGCUAAGCGAAAGGAACUAGAGCGGAUCAAGCGCAAAUAUGAAUCUACACCCCCUGCGAGUGAAGGAGGUGUGCGAUUUAAAGGACGGGGACGAAUGAAAUUCAUUGACCCCGAACUUCACCAUCGACGGUAGAAUAUCUUGUUGACAUUAUACUCUCUAGUUUGUUAUACCAUGCUCAUUAACAUCAUGCGCA